Messenger RNA from Pelmatolapia mariae (spotted tilapia), 1116 nucleotides. RefSeq names its product protein asteroid homolog 1-like. NCBI's taxonomy places the organism in Eukaryota, Metazoa, Chordata, Actinopteri, Cichliformes, Cichlidae. The record is from RefSeq and is a predicted model, not a curated record. The transcript is spliced from 4 exons. Bases 1 to 1116 code for a protein of 371 amino acids.
AUGGAGGUUUCAAAGUUAAAGAAAAUGAUAGAUGAUUUGUGUCUCUGUGAAGAGGUUAACAUAGAAAAAACAGGUCUCAUCAUUGAUGGUGCAGCUCUGUACUACUCUUUGUAUUAUAACUCUGAUCCAAAGCUGGACCAGCGCUGUGGAGGAGAUUAUCCUGGAUUCAAAGAUGAGGUCUGUAACUUCUUUAAGACUCUGCAGGUCUGUGAAGUCACUCCGUAUGUCUUCCUGGAUGGAGGCUCAGAUCCUGACAAGCACAAAACACUUGUGUAUCGUCGAAAAGACACAGAGGAAAAAGCAAAGACAAUAGCGACAACAAAGCCUGAGGAUGCUGUACCAAAACGAUGUAACGUCUUACCACCUCUGGUCAAAGAUGUCUUCAUAGAAAUCUUGAAGGAGAAAGGCAUAGAGUUUAAACAGUGUUUAGGAGAGGCAGACCCUGUAAUUGUUUCUGCUGCAAAUCAGAAACAAUGUCCUGUGCUGUCCAUUGACAAGGAUUUUUACAUCUUUGAUGUGCACAAAGGUUUCCUUCAUCUUGACAAUUUUGAGUGGAAAAGCAAAAAGGAUGACAAAAUUCCUGCUAAGCUCUACACACGUUCAAAGUUUUAUCAGCAUUUCAAAUUAGACCCUGCUCUCAUGCCAGUCUUUGCUUCAAUAGCAGGAAAUGAUUAUUCAAGAUUACAAGAUAAAGAUUUGAGCAGUGAUGAACAGAAGAAGCUGCAACUACAGUGUCUGCAUAAGGCGCCUGAAGAUUUGCGUCGCAGGGUGUUUCAAGAAGCUCUGCAGGUUCAGACUUUAGACUUAGAAAACAUCCCCGACCAGCUGAAGCUGCCAGUCUGUGUGACUGUUUUCUGGUUUAACAACUUAAAGCUUGGCCAAAAAGCUGAAACUGUCCUCCACGCCCUCCUGCUGUGGUUUGUGUGUGACCCCAAUAGCCCAGAGGACGAGUUUGAGAGGAAGACGAAAACUUUAAAGGAUGAAGGUGUAAAUAACUGGCAGCCCCAGCCUCAUGUUGCUAAAGCUUUCAUCCAAUGGCAGUGCUGCAUGAGGCAGAGCCUCCACCUGAACCAGCUGCUGUGUUCCCCUCUACCAGAACCUCAGUGUGCCCGGUAA